Molecule: messenger RNA, 609 nt
Organism: Penicillium cosmopolitanum
Lineage: Eukaryota; Fungi; Ascomycota; Eurotiomycetes; Eurotiales; Aspergillaceae
Product: UbiX family flavin prenyltransferase
Exons: 1
Coding region: 1-609 (202 amino acids)
Molecular function (GO): carboxy-lyase activity
Source: RefSeq, a predicted model, not a curated record
AUGCACACCGAACACCGUCAUGCACCGGCAGCUUCCCGCAAACGUAUCGUCGUCGCGAUGACCGGGGCUACCGGCGCCGCCCUUGGGAUCAAAGUCCUCAUCGCCCUGCGACGCCUGAAUAUUGAAACACACCUUAUCAUGAGCAAAUGGGCCGAAGCAACUAUAAAAUACGAGACAGAUUACCACCCAUCAAACGUCAAGGCUCUGGCCGAUCACGUCCACAACAUCAAUGACAUGGCGGCGCCAGUAGCGAGUGGCUCAUUUAAAACGGAUGGGAUGAUUGUUGUGCCUUGCAGUAUGAAGACCCUUGCAGGAAUUCAUAGCGGGUUCUGUGAUGACUUGAUCUCACGCACGGCGGAUGUUAUGCUUAAAGAGCGGCGCAAGCUUGUUCUCGUUGCGAGGGAGACACCGCUGAGUGAUAUUCAUUUGCGGAACAUGCUCGAGAUCACGCGCAGCGGAGCUAUCAUUUUCCCACCAGUUCCAGCUUAUUAUAUCCGGGCUGCAUCGGUUGAUGAUCUGAUCAAUCAAAGUGUGGGGCGCAUGUUGGAUUUGUUUGAUUUGGAUACGGGGGAUUUCGAGAGGUGGGACGGCUGGCAGACUGAGAAGUGA